AGAACACGUGUAUUUAGAAAUCGGGCCAAAAUAACCCGAUUGCUGAGUGUAUAUAUACUCCUCCAAUAUCGCAGUAACAGCUCGCAAUCCUGACUACACAACUCCAGAAUGUUCCUGAAAAAAAACUUUGAACACCGAAAAUGAAAAACCCCCAAACGCUCAACACCGAAGCUUUAACUCCGGGAUCGAUGGACAAAACGCCGUCGUCUCCGAGCUCGUCCGGCGGCCGUGAGCUGCAGUGCGUCGGCCGGUUGGAGAUCGUCCGGCCUAAACCGGUCGGUUUCCUGUGUGGUUCGAUUCCGGUGCCUACUGAUACGCCUUUUCUCUCCUUCGAUUCUGCUCUCGUUCCUUCUACUCAAGAGGUGAGAGCUCCAAGGUAUCAGAUUAUCCCACCAGAGACAGACCUUAAUUUGCCACCUCUUCUUCAUAAUGUACGUGAAAAGGUUUUACCAAUUGCAGCAGUAAGGACAGGAAAAGAUUUACCUUACACAAGUGGUGCUAUUACAUCUAAUCUUGCCACUAAGGGACAGGCACUUGCUGUAUCUGGUGUAGCUGAGUAUGGUGACGAGUUGGAUGUUAUUGCACCAGCUGAUAUUUUGAAGCAGAUCUUUAAGAUACCAUAUUCAAAGGCUCGAUUGUCAGUGGCUGUACAUCGUAUUGGUCAGACUCUGGUCUUAAAUGCUGGGCCUGACGACGAAGAGGGAGAGAAAUUGGUUAGAAGACAUAAAAGCCACUCACAGUGCCCCGAUAAAUCUUUAUUUCUGAAUUUUGCUAUGCACUCUGUAAGGAUGGAAGCUUGUGAUUGUCCACCAGGUUAUAAUGUGCAGUCGGAAGGAAGAAACUCAUCUGUUCUUCCUGGUGGAUAUGAGACCAGGGAGAGGUCUGCCGAUUCCUCAGAACAUUCAAUGCAAGAAAACACAUCGCACUUUGUUGGAAGCAGUGAGAUUUCUCGAGGGGAGGGAUCCAAAGACAGUUUGAAAGACCAGCAUGUCAAAAAGGAUAAGUACAUCUUGGGGGGAAAGAAAAGUAGAAGCAAAAGUCAUGAAGCUGUAAAAAAGGUCACAAAAGUCAAAGAAACACCCAGAUCCCUAAGGCAAGAGAAUGACAAAUAUCGGAGAGCCAGUAAUGAUGGAUUCUUAAAAGUUCUGUUUUGGCAAUUCCAUAACUUCCGGAUGCUUCUAGGCAGUGACUUGCUUAUUUUCAGCAAUGAGAAAUACGUUGCUGUGAGCUUACAUCUGUGGGAUGUUUCUAGACAGGUCACUCCUAUAACUUGGCUUGAAGCUUGGCUUGACAAUGUUAUGGCUAGUGUACCUGAAUUAGCCAUCUGUUAUCAUCAAGAUGGUGUUGUUCAGGGUUAUGAACUUCUCAAGACAGAUGAUAUUUUCCUGUCAAAAGGAAUAUCUGAGGACGGGUCCCCUGCUUUUCAUCCACAUGUUGUCCAGCAAAAUGGUAUCUCUGUUUUGAGGUUUUUGCAGGAGAACUGCAAGCAAGAUCCUGGUGCUUACUGGUUAUACAAGAGUGCUGGAGAAGAUGCUAUUCAACUUUUUGAUCUUUCAAUCAUAUCUCAAAAUGGCCCCUCUGAAGAUUCUGAUGGUAGCUUAAAUUCCCCACCUCUAAUUGAUAGGGGAAGAAACGAUUCAUUACUGUCUCUAGGGACUCUCUUGUAUCGAAUUGCUCAUAGGCUCUCACUUUCUAUGGCCCCUGCUGAUAGAGCGCGGUGUGCUAGUUUUUUUAGAAAGUGUCUUGACUUUCUGGAUGAACCAGACCAUUUGGUUGUACGUGCACUUGCUCAUGAACAAUUCGCAAGGCUUCUGCUAAACUAUCAUGAAGAACCAGAUGUGGCAUCUGAAGCACUAAUUGUGGAGUCAAAAGCUACAAUUGUAGAUGCAGGAGAUCAAUCAUUUGACUUUUUCAGUAAUCGUUCUGAAUCAAUCGUUCGUGAAUUAAUUUACUCGCCUCUUCUGGAGGAUGAACCUACAAAUACCGAAGCUCCAGAAGAUGUGAAUUUAAAAGCUUGUAGCAGUUUUUCUCUGGAUGUUAACAUGCCAUCUUCUCAAACAAUUGCACCGCCAGAUAAUAUGAACUUUAGAGAAUCCGAGACUUCGAAUGAUCAGAACUUCAUAUCUGCCGAUGUGCCAGCUAGCUCUCCCAUUGUUCAGACAGUUGAUCCAUUAUCCUCUAGAUUGGCUGCCAUACAUCAUGUUUCACAAGCUAUCAAGUCACUAAGAUGGACGUGGCAAAUGCAGAACAGCACACAAAAUGACAUGGGUUGUAAUGCCAAUUCCCAGGACUGCCCAUCUUCUGUGGAUGUAUCUGUUUGUGCAUGUGGAGAUACUGAUUGCAUUGAAGUUUGUGACAUUAGGGAGUGGCUUCCAACAUCAAAAUUGGAUGACAAGCUGUGGAAACUUGUUCUUUUGCUUGGAGAGUCUUAUUUAGCACUUGGGCAAGCAUACAAGGAUGACGGUCAGUUGCAGCCAGCUUUGAGGGUUGUCAAAUUGGCGUGUCUAGUUUAUGGGUCAAUGCCACAGCAUCUUAAAGAUGCAAGGUUUAUUUCGUCAAUGGUUUGUGGCUCAAUAUCUGAUAGUAAAGUUAAUGGACAAAAAGCUAUAGGUGGUGCAAUAGAGGGAAAAUGUAGGGUGGAAAAUGAUUUUUAUACUUCUGAGCAAUUGUCAUCCACCUACCUCUUCUGGGCCAAGGCAUGGACUCUAGUUGGCGAUGUGUAUGUUGAGUUUCACAUGGUUAAAGGUAAAGAUGACUCCUUACAGCCAGAGAGAAAUCCUUUCAGGAGAGAGUUGAAAAUGUCAUCUGAGGUUUUGAAGGAGGUCAAAAGGUUAAAUAAGAAGUUAGGUCCGCUUGAGAAUUGUAGCUCGUGUUCCUUGGUUAACUGCAGUUGCAAGAGUGAUAGGGCCAGCAGCGGUAACAGUGCAAGCAGUAGCAGAAGAGAUUCCGGAAAGCAGAGUAAAAAAGCAACUGCUAAAAAUGUCUCCUAUCGAUCUGAAAAAACUGUAGCUGAUCCUGAUAAUAGAAAAGAGAGGUCUGAGGUGACUCUAGAUGGUGGAUGCUUGAGGCAGAACAAAAUUGAUAUCCCAGAAUGCACUUAUGAUACGUCACCAGGAGAUUCUGCCAAAUCUACUCCUGAGUUGCUUAAUGCAGUGCCUGCAAUCUCUGAAACUUCACAGCAGGAACCAAAGCUGAAAAAUGGUGGCAUAUUUAAAUAUCUUCAAGGUCCCUUAACUGCUGAUGACGAGUAUAAUCUUUCUGCUUCUCUGAGUUGUUAUGAAGCAGCUAGUAAAGCUUUAGGUGGUGCUCCUUCUCAUUCAGCAGACCUCCAAGCAGUUGUUAAAAAGAAAGGAUGGGUUUGCAAUGAAUUGGGUCGAAGGUUGCUUGAAAGAAAAGAAUUGUGUGGAGCCGAACUUGCAUUCAUUGAAGCAGUCAAGUCAUUUGAGGAAGUAUCAGACCAUACAAAUAUUAUACUGAUCAACUGUAAUUUGGGUCAUGGAAGGCGAACAUUGGCUGAAAAGAUGGCGUCCAAGCGUGAUGAUCUCAUGAAUCAUGCAAGUUACAAUAAUGCUUACAAUCAAUUAGUUGAGGCUGCAAAACAAGAAUAUGCGGAGUCACUGAGGUAUUAUGAAGCAGCCAAGGUAGAGUUAAAUGCUCUUGAUGAAAAUGAUGAUUCUGUCUCGAGCAGCUUGAAGAAUGAAGUGCAUACUCAGCUUGCUAAUACUUAUCUCAGACUUGGCAUGCUAUUGGCAACAGAAGAUACAGUAGCCAAGGUUUAUGGAAAUGCAUUCUUCGAGGACAGUGUCGUUACUGGUGUAGAAAGAGCAAAAAAGGAGCUAAGAAAGCAUGAGAUAUCUGCUAGUGAUGCCAUGAGGGAGGCAAUCAAACUUUAUGAAUCACUAGGUGAGCUGCGCAAACAAGAGGUUGCCUUCGCUUUUUUUCAACUGGGUUUUGUCCAAAGAGAUCGUUGCUUAAAACUAUUGGAGUCAGAUCAGAAGAAGACCAAUCUUUCUAAAGGGAAGACGAGUGGCAUGCAAAGAGUGAAACAAUAUGCUUCCUUGGCUGAGAGGAACUGGCGGAAGGCCAUAGAUUUUUAUGGACCAACAACACACGCAAUGAUGUACCUGACUAUUCUAAUAGAGAUAUCAGACCUGUCAUUACGUAUGUCAAGCACACUUCACUCGAAUUCGAUGCUAGACUCGGCUUUCACUACACUGCUUGAAGGACGGCAUGUUUCCAAAGAUGAAAUUCCGGAUUCCUUGCAAAAUGAAAGUAAAUUUGUCUAUACGCAUUUCUGGCGCCAGAUGCAAAGUGUGUUGAAAAAGUUGCUAUCAGCCUCGCUUUCAUCAAACACAAACAAAUCUUCUGUCAAGUCUGAGCACAGUAAUACUAAUAGGCCUGGUGAAGAAAAGCUCAGGCAGCUUUACAAGCUCUCAUUAACUCCUACAGAUUUUACUCAGUUGCACGAGAUCUACAACACUUGGAUAUCAUGAUGGAAACAGGAUGUAGAAGCUUUAUUUAUGGAAACCAAGAAACAGGAAUGUAGCUUUUCUGUUUUUGGAAAUCUGGGACGUUGAAGCUCUGACUAUUUUCGAAAUUUAGAUCUUCCCGGUAUAUUCCAGUUAGGGAUGUAUUUUUUUGAUUUUUAGACUUCAGCUAAAUGUUCUUGCAAGUUUCUAAUGCAUUUUGCAUAUGAUCAACUUGUUAGUGUAGCCAUGAACCUAUUUGGAGUAGGAAGAAAAGAUACACAGAUGACUGUCAGUAAUAUAUUUAUAGUAAUAUAUUUGUAGAAUUAAGUAAAUA
Molecule: messenger RNA, 4803 nt
Organism: Daucus carota subsp. sativus
Lineage: Eukaryota; Viridiplantae; Streptophyta; Magnoliopsida; Apiales; Apiaceae
Exons: 9
Coding region: 141-4493 (1450 amino acids)
Biological process (GO): positive regulation of DNA-templated transcription
Source: RefSeq, a predicted model, not a curated record